Fusarium oxysporum Fo47 is the source of this 3942-nucleotide messenger RNA. RefSeq lists its product as uncharacterized. Bases 1 to 3942 code for a protein of 1313 amino acids. The record is from RefSeq and is a predicted model, not a curated record. The transcript has 2 exons. NCBI's taxonomy places the organism in Eukaryota, Fungi, Ascomycota, Sordariomycetes, Hypocreales, Nectriaceae.
AUGUCCGAGACAAAGGAUCUGUCAUCUCAGGUUCAGGACACAACAAAAGACACAGCUUCCAAAGAGCAGGAAUCCCCUGGUGCGUUCACAGUCCUCCAACCAAGUUUAGUGCUUAUCGUCCCCAUUGCAGUCAACCUUGAGUCAAUCCCCAGGAGCGGAGCUGGCGUCGUGAAUGAUGCUGGAGAUGUCCUAGAUGACGCCGGCAACAUUGUCGGCAAGAUCGCCGACACCGAUAACCUCAAGAACCUCGUAGGCAACACCGUCAACACCGCCGGUGAUGUUGUCAGCUCUUCAGGCAAUAUCCUAGGCAAGACCCUGCCUAUUGAACAAGAAAAGCCUGAGGAGGAGGACGACUCCCACGACGAGGAAAAGAGCGAAUAUACAACCCAGUCUAAAGACAAGAAGUCCGGCGGCCUGGGAGGCACCGUCGGUAGUGUCAGAGGAGCUGUCGGUGAAACAGCUAAAAAUUUGGGCGAGACAGGCAGGGAUGCCGCUGGCGGCGUAACUGACAGCCUCCGAGGCAAGUCAGACGCUACUUCUCAAGCCACCGACACAAAGACACCCGCAGAAACUCCCAAGGCACCUGAUGUCAAGUCUGAGGGCCAGGACAAGGACCAGGACCAGAAGGAUACCAGCCUCGAGGACCGUGACGUUCCCGCCGAAGGCGAGGAUAAGCCCAAGGAGGUUGUUCCAGAGGAGGCUAAGGAAAUAGCCGACAAGGCGAAAGAUACCACCAAGGAUGCCCUCGAAGACGCUAAAGAUAUCACUGAAGUAGCCAAGGACGAUGUCACUUCCAAGGUCGACGAGCAAGACGUUCCCAAACCUGAGGACGUCGAGGAUAAGCUUCAGGAGAAGACUGAGGGUGCUAAGGACGACGUCCCCAAGUCCGAGACUCCUGAGGUCCCUGAGGGUGAUGUUCCUAAGUCUGAGGCUCCCGGUGACGAGACACCUAGCGGCGAAGCUCCCGGCGAUGACGACGACAUGUCUAUGGCCUCUGGUGAUGAUCUAAAGUCUGUGAUUCCCGGAGAGGAAGCUGCUGGCGUCACCGACGAGGUCAAGAGCAAGGCCACUGAAGGCGAGGAAGAUACCGAGGGCAAGGCCGCUGAAGGAAAAGAGACAGCCGAAGGCAGAGUGCCCGAAGGUGAAGAGGCCACUGCCGACCUCACGGAUGAGACCAAGGACAAGGCUGCCGAAGGCGAGGAGGCCGCUGGCGAUCUCCCCGAGGAUGUUGAAGGCAAGGCCGCCGAAGGAGAAGAGACAGCCGAAGGCAAGGUUGCUGAAGGCAAAGAAGUCGCUGGCGGCGUUGGCGAGGAGGCUAAGGACAAGGCUGCCGAAGGUGAAGAGGCUGCCAAAGAGCCUCUCGACUUCACCAUCCUCAAGGGCACCACCGUCGACAAAGAGGGUAAUCUCGUCAACGAGAAGGGUGACAAGCUCGGAAAGGUCGUCAAAGGAGAGCUCAAGCAGCUCGUCGGCCUCUAUUCUGACGACCAAGGUAUUAUAUGGGACAAGACCGGCAAGCAACUUGGCAAGGCCGAGCCCAUCUCUGAGUGGGACCGCGAGCAGAAGGACUUCUCCAUCCUCAGGGAUACUACUGUUGAUAAUAACGGAAACCUCGUCAAUGAGAAGGGCCACCUCAUCGGACGUGUCACUGAAGGCGAGAUCAAGCAACUUAUUGGUCUCACUUCCGACGACCAGGGCACUAUCUGGGACCGAACCGGCAAGCAAGUCGGAAAGGCUGAGCCUCUUCCCGAAUGGGAGCGUGGUGAGCAGAAAGAUUACAGCAUCCUGAAUGGCACUACUGUCGACAAGAACGGAAACCUCGUUAAUGAGAAGGGCCACCUCUUUGGCAAGAUUAUCGAGGGUGAGAUCAAGCAGCUCAUCGGUCUCACUUCUGACGAACAGGGUACUAUCUGGGACCGAACUGGCAAGGCCGUUGGUAAGGCUGAGCCUCUCCCUGAGUGGGAGCGUGGUGAGCAGAAGGACUUCUCCAUCCUCAAGGAUGCCGUUGUCUAUAAGGAGGGCGGUCUUGUCAACGACCAAGGCGACACCAUCGGCAAGGUGACUGAGGGUGAGAUCCGACAGCUCAUUGGUCUCAAGUCAGACGAGAACGGAAAGAUCUGGAGAGACGGCAAGGUCGUCGGCCAGGCUGAGCCUCUCCCUGAGUGGGACCGCGUCCCAAAGAAGGACUACUCCAUCCUUAAGGGCACCAAGGUCAACAAGGUCGGCAAGCUUGUGGGCUCCAACGGCACUGUUCUCGGUAAGGUUAUCGAGGGUGACCUGAAGGAGCUUCUUGGCAAGCGAUCCGAUGAGAACGGUGACAUCUGGAAUGACUUCGGGGAGGUUAUCGGUAAGGGCGAGCCUGUCUCCGUCGCAGAGCGCGAGGAGAAGUCAUCUGCUCCCUUCGAGCACUUCCCUGGUGCCACCGUCGAGUCUGAUGGCCGUGUCAUGUACCAGGGCGAGCAGGUCGGUGAGGUCAUCGAGGGUAACCCCAAGGAGCUCAAGGGUAGCCAGGUCGAUGAGGAUGGUGACAUCCUCGACCGCCGUGGUAACACGAUCGGUAAGGCCAAGCGCUGGGAGGCCCCUGAGGAGGAGCCCGAGAAGCCCAUCGACAACUCUGCACUUGCUGGUAAGCGUGUCAACAAGGCCGGUAACCUCGUCAGCGAGUCUGGCGAGAUCUACGGUCGUGUAAUUGAAGGUGAUGUCAAGAAGCUUGUCGGACGCAUGUCUGACCGAGAGGGCAACAUCCGAAGUGAGUCUGGCGACAUCAUUGGCAAGGCCGAGCUUGUUUCUGAAGGCGAGCGUGGUGGCAAGAAGGAUGGUCCUUUCGCUGGGCUUAAGAACUGCAUCGUCUCCAAGGAUGGUAAGGUUGUGAACCAAGCUGGCGAGACUGUUGGACGACUUGUCAUUGGAGAUGCCAAGGCUUUGGUUGGACGUGCUGUCGAUGAUGAUGGCGAGAUUGUCGACUCAAACGGCAAUGUCAUUGGCAAGGCCGAGCGCUGGGAGGAGCCCGAGAAGGAGGAGAAGCACAACCCUCUUGCUGGCCUCAAGGUGAACCGUGAGGGCAACGUUGUUGACGCUGAUGGUAACAUCAUCGGUAAGCUUACCAGUGGUGAGCUCCUUGACUGCGCCGGCAAGGAGAUUGAUGAAGAUGGUGAUGUCUUCAACCAGAAGGGGAGCGUCAUUGGUCACGUUUCUCUUCUCGAGGAUAUCCCCAAGGAGGAAGAGCCCGAGCCUGAGGGUGAGACUGAGGAAGAGCGCAUCAAACGCGAGCAGGCCGAGGCCGAUGAGAAGAAGCAGGCUGAGGAGGCGGAGAAGAACAAGAAGCUUGCCCAGUCGCUCGCUUACCAGAUCGAGCAGACUCUGGAGCGACUCCGACCUAUCUGCAAGUCCAUCAAGGACAAGAUUACCGCCGCUGAAGCUCAGAAGCCUGAGGACCGUGAUGAGGAGGAACUUGUCCGACAGGUCAAGCCUCUGAUCGAGGAAGGUGGUAAGAUCUUGACUGAGACCAACGGUAUCAUCCGGGGUCUUGACCCAGAUGGCCGUAUCUCCCGCAACGCCAAGCAGAAGACUGCUGCUGGUGAAGCUACUCCUGAGGAAGCUCAACUUGCCAACCUUCUCAAGGAGCUCUCCACUGAGAUCCAAACCACCAUUGAGGAGGGUAAGCGCAAGCUCGAAGGUAUGCCCCAUGCCAAGAAGGAGAUUAACCCUCUCUGGGCUCUUCUCGCAGAGCCUCUCUUCCAGAUCGUCGCCGCUGUUGGUCUCCUGCUCAGCGGUGUACUUGGCCUUGUUGGCAAGCUUCUCGGUCCCAUCCUGAGCCCUCUGCUGAACGGUCUUGGUCUUGGUGGCCUCCUUGAUGGUCUACUCGGAGGUCUUGGUCUCAAGAAGAUCCUCAGUGGCCUUGGCCUUGGUGUUGUUGUCGGCACCGUCACUGGCAAGAAAUAA